AGCGGUGGGGCAGGAGGGGGGGGGCUCCCGCGGUGGUCCUGCCGUCCCUACUCAACUCUCAGUUAGUGCCGUGUCCCACAUACGCAGUGACCAAGCCGCCGCUCCUCAAGGAUCCCCCUGGAUACUCGCAGUGUUCACACGUCUGACAGAACGAGAAGAUCACGAUGGGUGAGAAGAGAGGGAUGAAAGCACUGGAGCUAUGGUGUAAGAGAGUGACAGACGGUUACCCUGGGGUCAAGGUGGAGAACAUGACCACCUCCUGGAGAGACGGGCUGGCGUUCUGUGCACUCAUCCACCACUUCAGACCCGACCUCAUAGACUUCUCGAGCCUCAAGAAGAACAACAUCUACGGGAACAACGAGCUGGCGUUCCGCACGGCCGAGAGACACCUGGGGAUCCCCGCGCUGCUCGACGCCGAAGACAUGGUCGAGUACGAAGUCCCGGACAGGUUGUCCAUACUCACAUACCUGUCGCAGUUCUACCAGACCUUCGCCUCCCACCCCUCAUCACCGAUCAAGCGGUCCCCCGACAGUACAGACUGCUCAUUGGUGCUGUCUCCGUCGGUCUCCACUCCCCCGCCCAAGGAGGGUAGAAGACGGGAACCUUGUUUCGCUUGUGGCCUUCCCGUCUUCUUAGCCCAGCGAUUGCUAGUCGGCGGCCGCCUCUAUCACCGAACUUGCUUCCGUUGUGCGCGGUGCACGGCGCAGCUCACGCAGGGAAACUGGUACGAGACACAGGACGGAGCCUACUGCUGUGAGACCUGCCCCGACGAGGAGAUGGCCGGGGCGAGCGAACCGGAGCCCCCGCCACUGCCGUCACCGUCACCCCCGCCACUGGGUCUCCGACUAGCAGAACCUCCUCCUCUGGCCACCUCCCGGACAGCGUCACUGGUCGGCCUGCGGCGUAUGAUGUUCGAGAACAUCAGCCACACGGACGACGAGAAGCUGCCGGGACGAGGAAAGAGUGACGUUGUAGUGGAACCAAAUAAAUUAAACUUUAGCGCUAAAAGACCUGUUGAGUUCAACAGAAACAGUUCUCAUAGGUUAAGUGAUUCUAAGAUCAUGAAAGGUGACAGCGGUACGGUCGCCAGUAAUCGUGAAAUUGUGAAAAGUGAUUCUGUUAGUCAUAAAACUGAAAUUGGAAGUGAUUUUCAAUGUGAUUCGGAUCCAGUUAGUCACACUUCAAGUGAUAGUUCUAGGCCUAAGCUCGUCAUAUCCCACCAUACCCCAGAAGAGGAUGGUAUAGUUGUGACCACCGAAGUAGAUGAGAAAGACGGGUUUUCUAGUUUAAACGUAACUACGGACUUGAGGAUAGUCGAGGCGGAAAACGCAGACGUGGUUAGUGUCCAGAAAUUAGAUGUGGACAGUGAUCUUGAGCCGAACUCGUGCUCCAGCGACUUGUCAGUCGUACAGGCAAAGAAUGAGGUGAUCAACAAUUCAGAUGAUGAAAUCGAGUACAACAAGCUGGUAGAAUCGAAGGAAUCUAUCGAAAAUAACACAUUAGAGACUAGAUCGGACACGAUUCCAGAAGAGACUGAAAAAGUUGAGGUUAAGUCUGUUAAUAAUGAAACUGAAGGCCUAUUAAGCCAUGCUGAAAGUGGGAGUUUGAAGGAUGCUCCAGAUGAGAUCACGGAAAAUGUAGAUGAAUUCACUAGUUUGACGCACAACAUUGAGCAGCUCGUGAUUGAAGCUAAGAAUGAAGAUGUGAUCAACUCAAGUGAUGAGAAAGGAGAAACAGUUAUUGCGAAAGAUGAAAGUGUUAGUGAAAUGUUGGAAAGUGAAGAGAAGAGAGAUGUCAGUGAGCCGAAGGUACCGACACCAUCAGAGAGGGUUGUCAAGCACAAACCUCCCACCCCUCAAGCUAGGAAAGUGAGCAGAGCACUCGUCAUGCCAAAGGAAGAGAAGAAGAAACCACUCGAGGAUUACCCCGAAGAACUGAAUCCGUUUGGUGAUGAUGAUGAUAAUAAUGAGUUAAAAGAAAAACCAGCCAGUACGAAUCCCUUUGGCUCAUCUGACGAAGAGGAAGAAGAGGAUAGUUCACUGAGAAAAGAAGAGAACGUUCCAAAACCUGCUGCCCGAAAGGUAGUACCCGCUCCCAAAAUCAACCUGAAUCCCUUUUGGAGUGGUGAUGAAGAAGAAGAAGAAGAAAACACUACACCUAUCCCGAAACCAAGGAAGCUGCGAACGCCCAAGCCCAGCCCAGAGCCGAGUCCGCAGCCCCGCAGACUGAGAUCAGCCACAGGCAGUCUGGGCUCCUCCUCCUCCAUCGCCUCCCGGAAGAAGAAGCCGGCUCCACUACCCCCCAACUGGCAUACCCUUGGAACCCCUGGCAGCCGCAAGUCGUACUCAGCGCCUCGCCCUCCUCACCAUCCUCGCACUGUAACCCCCUCCCCUCCACCACUCCCCACCUCCUCACCCCCCACCUCACGUCCAGCCUCCCCUCUCCCUCAUGAUGACAAGCAGUUCUUCAACCGUCAGAGGCAGAAUUCAAUCGUGUCAGAAACAUCGUCGAUCGGGACGAUCAGUAGCUACACGCCACACAAGAGUAUGUACGGUCAGUGGAAGCGCAAGAAGGGACCGGCGCCAGCGAGACCCGUACCGGUGCGCCGGGCGGUUACAGCCGAUGCCACUGGCCAGUGUGCGCCAGGAACUGGCCGACAUUGAGAUCAAGCAGCAGGGACUGGAGCGCCAGGGGGUCAAACUGGAGCAGACCAUACGCGACAAGUUCGAACAGGGUGAGUCAUUUUUAGUG
This is a messenger RNA of Homalodisca vitripennis (glassy-winged sharpshooter), 2751 nucleotides long. RefSeq names its product MICAL-like protein 1. Bases 165 to 2663 code for a protein of 832 amino acids. The transcript is spliced from 8 exons. The record is from RefSeq and is a predicted model, not a curated record. NCBI's taxonomy places the organism in Eukaryota, Metazoa, Arthropoda, Insecta, Hemiptera, Cicadellidae. Gene Ontology annotation, molecular function: protein binding.